Messenger RNA from Brassicogethes aeneus, 2149 nucleotides. The record is from the annotation of a GenBank genome assembly. NCBI's taxonomy places the organism in Eukaryota, Metazoa, Arthropoda, Insecta, Coleoptera, Nitidulidae.
CGAAAAAAGCGGUCCUGUAGACGCACAAACGUUUUACGUAGCUUUUUAUUUGAGAAAUUUUAUUGAAAUAUAGUUAAACGAAAAGUUAUACUUAAUGUGAAGACGUGAGUUCAAAAAGUGUUUUUAAUAUUUUUACUGUCCUGAAAAUAGUAUAUCAUAUAAAAAAUGUAUGGUAUGUUAUUAGAGAGUGUUCAACAUUUUGUACAGCUGGAAUACGGAGAGGACAUUUGGGAAAAAGUGCUGCAAAUUUCCGAGUGUAAAUAUAAUGUUUUCAAUACACACCAAGUGUAUCCUGAUAAUAUUAUGGCAGAUUUGGCUCAUGCUUUGGCCAAAGUAACCGAUAAAAGUCAUGAGGAGCUUAUGACUUUUUUUGGGAAAUGCUUUGUGAGAUUUUUUAGCAACUAUGGUUAUGAUGCUACAAUUAAAGCAACAGGCAGGCAUUUCACAGAUUUCCUGGAAAGUGUCGACAAUAUUCAUUCAAGAAUGAGGCAUUCAUAUCCAAAAAUGAAAAGUCCUUCAAUGUAUCUCACCACUGUAGAUCAAUAUGGAUGCGAUUUGGUAUAUAGAAGUGAAAGGAAUGGUUUUACUCAUUAUCUCAUGGGUCAACUGGGUCAAAUAGCUUCAGACAUUUAUAACCUAAAAUUGGAAUCGUCAGUUAUUAAAAGUGAAAAUCAAAAUGUUUCUGGAAAAAACAUUAAUAUUAUAACGUUUCGCCUCAAAUUUGAUAAUGCCUUAUAUAUGCAGGCAAAAAAGGCGGAAAAGGCUCAUUUGGAGACGCAACCGCUUUCCUCUUUCUCCUGUGAUUUGCUUUUGCAACUUUUCCCGUUCGCGAUUUUGUUCAACUCUCAGAUGCUGAUUGAAGGUUACGGGGAGAAAAUUGUGCAGGUAACAGGUGGAAAAAUCAAAAGGAAGAUGCUGGGUGAGCCUGUAACGAGGUUCUUCAGGCUAAGAAGGCCCAAAGGAAUCUCAUUUUCGUGGAAAAAUACUUUCUACCUUAAAUCAGUCAUGUUCGAAAUAGAAAUCUUGCGAGCAGAUAUCAUGGAAUUCAGCGGAGAAUCAGCUUCAUCGUCCUCCAGCAAAACGGAAGCUGAGGAUUCGGCUUCGAUCAAAAAUUUGGGCGAUGAAAGUACGAUCGAAAUCGACGGAAAAAGCAUCUCGCCUUACGCCCUAAGGCGCGACAGCUUGCCAGGAUUAAAAAAUAUUCUGCUAAAAGGCGAGAUGCGAUACUUGGGCGAUAUCAAGAGAAUCAUUUACUUGUGCAGUCCCGUGAUUAACAACAUGACAGAACUCCCCGACCAAGGAAUGUACCUAAACGAUCUAAACCCUCAUGGUCUAGGCAAAGAAAUGGUUCUAACAGGCUGGCAACACAGCUCCAAGUUAGAACUGGUGUUCGACAAGGCAGAGCAAAGAGCUACAGAGCUAGAAAACAACUACAGUCUUCUGGAUACCUGGAAAAGAAGGGGAGAUGAUUUGCUGUAUUCCAUGAUACCCAAACCCGUGGCUGAUAGGUUGAGAAGUGGACUACCAUCUGUGGAUACAUGUGAGUCAUUUGAAAGUGUGACAGUGAUGUUUUGUGAGCUGGUUGGAUUUAACUCUAGCACUGUGGAAGAUGCAAUGGAGUUGGUUUCUACCAUGAAUGCAGUUUUUAGCGGAUUUGACUCCCUUAUUGAUAAAUAUGAUGUGUACAAGGUUGAAACAGUUGGACAAAUAUACAUGGCAGUGUGUGGAGCACCUGAAAAAAAUGAACAUCACGCCGUUAAUAUAUCAGAUGUUUCCUUAAAUAUGGUGAAACUGGUAAAAGAACUGAACAUUCCGUCGCAAUCCAAAGUGGACGUUAGAAUAGGAAUCCAUUCUGGUCCAGUUGUAGCAGGCGUGGUUGGAAUCAAGGUUCCCAGAUAUUGUUUCUUCGGUGAUACCGUAAAUACUGCUUCCAGGAUGCAAUCAACAAGUUCGCCUGGUAUGGUACACAUUUCAGAGGCAACAAAAAAUCUUCUGCCUGAAAAUCAAUUCGUUAUAAAAGAUAGAGGCGCUGUAAAACUGAAGGGCAAAGGUGACGUCGAAACUUAUUGGAUUUUUAAUGGGGAAUAAUCUCUAUGAAAUAAUAUUGAUAAAAAAGUAUUUAAUAGUCUAUUCUUUACUAAUAUAUUUU